AUGACGUCGAUACCUCCUGCACCGCCGAUUGCGGUUCAGCUAGACGUAGAGGAGAUCCUGCAAUCACCUCCGACAGCUUCUGCACCGCUGAUCGCAGACAAGAACGUGGCCUCGGGCUCGUAUCGAAGGCCGUCGCUGCCCAGCCCAGUCCACUCGUUCAGGAGCGUCACCGCCACCUCGCCAUUGAGCUCACCUGACGAAGAAGACAGCCAGCAGCUCAUGGGAACAGCAGGGGCAACAGAUCGGAAUGGACGACGCAGAAUGCUCAGGUCCGGCACAAGCGGGUCCAUCACCCCGCUUUCCGCCCAUAGUCCCGAAGCAGAGUUCAGCCGGCAGAACAGCGUAGAUAGCAGGCCCAGUGCAUCUAGCAGCAGCAGCAGCAGCAUUCCCUCGCCAACCGCAUUCACAUCAACACAAGGCCUUGACAAGGCGGACAACACCAUGCACGCUUCCGUCUCACCCAAGACAAGAGUCGACAGCAUUGACGAUGAAGCCCGCCCCACCCUCGCAACGCAACGUACAAAUAGCUCCCACCUUCGACCCACCGACCCUCCUUCAUCAUCGUCCACACGCUCCGACGGCCUGCUCUCCAUCCCCUCGACGCCGGCAGCAACUGACCUCUACCGCACGCCUUCGCAGAUCAGUAUCGCUUCCGACGCCGACGGCUACUUUACCGCACGACCAGGGUCUCCUAUCGAGCCUUACGACUUGCUUCGCGCUCACCCUGAUAAGGCACGUAUCGCGCUACGACGAGACCGGGUCUCUUGGAGCGGACAUUCUUAUUCUACAGCUACAUCUGACUACGCUGCAUCCGACCACAUGGGUGCCACGCUUUCGAUCGGUGACGAGGCGUGCUACAUCGAUGGGCAGCACGAACUUGCACCUAUUGAGGAUCGACAUCGCGAGCAGGGCAAGCCAAUCGAUCAGAAGGAGGACCGCAGCUGCAUCGACUUCCUCUGGGAUCUCCCGCCAGAGUUGGCAUUGUGCAUCCUCUAUAUGCUAGACUCCCACAAGGACCUGCUAGCCAUCUCGCGCGUCAGUCGCAGAUGGAGGGCGUUUGCGACCAACCAGUUCCUAUGGCGCGAUCUGUUCUUCGCCCAACCGGACUGGGCUAUUCGAGAAGAUGCGCCUCUGGUCCUCAAGCAUCAGGUGGAGCUGCAGCGUAUCGCCAACCGCGCCGCACGUAAAGCCAUGAAGGAGGAAGCGGAACGUCUUCGUCGCAUCCAGGAGCAACGCAAGGCCGCGUCGACCUCGAGCCCGUACCUCGACCGACUGGCCGCACUCAAGAGCUGGAAGGACAAUCUGCACAUUCCUUCCUUCCCGCAACUAGCUGGCCUCAGCCUCUCCAGCACUUCGCGCAACGAAGUCGACGUGGACACCGGUCGAUCCAUCACACCAGCCAUGAGUCCUCUUCGCUCGCCCACGGCUGCCACGGGACGGUUCGGUCUGUUCCUCAGCCCAGGGCGCCCCGCUCCGUCGACACCAGCAGGCGCUCGGCGCGCCAUCGAAGCCAGUCUCUCAUCCUCCUACUUUGGCUCGUACGACUCCGGCGGCGUCGACAUGUCACGACACACAAGCGCGGGCUCGCUCCGACCCUCCAGGCGUCCCUCCGCCAUCUCCGAACACUACGCCGAAGUGGCCGAAGCCGAGGAGUUCUUUGCUGAAUCGCUCAACUGGCGCAAGCUCUACAAAGACAGGUGGGUGUUGCAGCAGCGCUGGUUGAGUCCGCAAUACCCCACGAAAGCAGAGACAUCUGAAAGCAGCACCGCCGGCGGAGCUCCCAUGUCUCGCGAGCCGUCGGCGUCGUCGACGAGCGACCUGACCCCGCAGACGCCCGGCAGCGUCGCUCGCCCCGGUCGCGAGAAGAGCUGGUUCGAGCCCACCCGCCGCUGGCUCCGGGGUCACAAAGAUUCGGUCUACUGCAUUCGCCAAGACGACGGGCUCGGCACGGGUACACCGGGAAAGAUCGUCUCUGGUUCCCGCGACUGCACCAUCCGAGUAUGGGAUGCUGAGAUGGGCGAUACCAAGCACAUCCUCACCGGUCACGCGGCGUCGGUGCUCGCAUUGCAGUACGACGACCGGAUUCUCGUCUCCGUUUCUUCGGACGGUCAGGUGUUCAUUUGGGACUUUGCGGCGAUUCUUGCGUCCAUGACGAAUUACACUGCGACCAACGGGACUCAGGUGACGGUGGACAUUGAAUCGGGUGCGUUGGUGCACGAUCGAUACGAACGAGUGCAUUGCGUGCUGAGGGAACACACGUCGGCGGUGCUCGAUGUUGUUUUUGACGAGAGGUGGAUCGUGACCGGAUCGAAGGAUGCGACGGUCCGCGUGUGGCGGCGGGCGGAGAUGCCGAUGCGGGAUGUGGAGACGAACGAUGCGCCGGCGGCUCGCGCCCCGCGGGCGUGUAUGACGUUCGAGCACAUCGGACCGGUCAACGCGGUGGACCUGCAGGGGAACCAGGUGGUCUCGGCGUCGGGGGAAGGGUCGAUGUUUCUGUGGGACCUCGAGACGGGCCAGCGGAAGCACACGUUCAGGGGCCAUACGAAGGGAUUGGCGUGCAUUGUGUUUAAGGGCAACACGCUGAUCAGCGGGUCUAAUGAUCAGACGAUUCGGGUGUGGGAUACGGUCAGCGGGCGGUGCACGCAUGUGUUGGGAGAUCAUCAGUCGUUGGUUCGGACGGUGGCGUUCUGUCCUCAGCGCAGGCUGGUGAUUUCGGGUGGAUACGAUCGAAUGAUCAAGCUGUGGCGUCUUGAUGAUGGAGAGAGCCAGACUGGCUCGUCUCCGCAGGCGGCUUCCGCGGAAGAACAGGAAGAGGAGACGAUCGAUGGAGAGCAGUCACACGACAUACCCGCUCCCGCUUCGCCAGAGCAGGACGGCGAGGACGAGCACAGGCCGGUGACGGGCAAGUGUCUCAGGGACAUUCGAUGUCAUCGAGCCAGGAUCUUCGACGUCGACUUUAACGUCACCCGCAUCGUCUCGGCUAGCGAGGAUCAUAUGAUCUGCGUCACCAACUUUGGCAGUCAGGGGAUCGACACUUCGCUCUUUGCCUAG
Molecule: messenger RNA, 3051 nt
Organism: Kalmanozyma brasiliensis GHG001
Lineage: Eukaryota; Fungi; Basidiomycota; Ustilaginomycetes; Ustilaginales
Product: WD40 repeat
Exons: 1
Coding region: 1-3051 (1016 amino acids)
Molecular function (GO): protein binding
Source: RefSeq, a predicted model, not a curated record